Messenger RNA from Gaeumannomyces tritici R3-111a-1, 3359 nucleotides. RefSeq lists its product as hypothetical. The transcript has a single exon. The coding region runs from base 552 to 2804 and encodes 750 amino acids. Lineage: Eukaryota; Fungi; Ascomycota; Sordariomycetes; Magnaporthales; Magnaporthaceae. The record is from RefSeq and is a predicted model, not a curated record.
UGCACGUUUGCUCCAUGUGGGCCUAGCCCGCACGCUAGCCCUCGGGGCGUCUGAGACGAGGGCGUCGAUACCAACAAUCACACCUACUACUGUGCUCUCGGGCAGCCAUGUUUCUCCUGUCGGUGAGGGGCGGGCGUGCCAGUCGGUACAGUGAAACAACACAUACAAGACAAGGACCCCCCCAACAGCAACUGCCAUUAGAGCUCGACGGCCUUUAAGCGACUGUGCGGCUGCUGGAGCCAGCUGCUGGAACCAGGCGACGACGCCAACGAAUAUCAUUCCCGAGCAUCGCCGCAGUGUUGUUAGUCCUGGUCUGGCACUUCUGGCUGGCAUCCGGCACACCUCAUUCCAUCCUGGGCACAACAGACGAGCUGUGCAGAAGAGCCCGCUCUUUCCGUGGCCUCCCAUUCGCAGCCACCGUCGCACAGCUCCAUCCCGCGACCACCAUGGCCGCGUGCUGCCCACCAGGUCACUAAUAUACCGCGAUUCAGUCAAGUCGGGCUGCUGUCUCCCUUGUCUCUGCUGCCCCCGCAGCCCCCACCGAGCCCGCCAUGGAAACAGAGGGCACGAGGAAGCUCGCAGGACCGGGACGGCGAGAAAGCGCCGCUGACGGGCGUGUCCAACUCGACCAUAAGGAUGCAGCCCAGGCAGCCCUCGUCCGCUCCUCGUCGCGCCACCACGACACCACCACCGCCCUUGGUUGCCGCAUAAAGGCCCGUCUGUCCUGGCAUCGGCAAUCUCUGCCGCCCUCUUUUUUCCAGUCGGCCGACCUGUCGCUCGACCCAAGCGCCCAUCUGAUAGAAAAGUCAACACUAGCAGCAGCAGCAGCAGCAGGGCAGCACUACCAAGACCACCAAGAACACCAAGACCUAUACCACCACCAACGCCCCCAGAGACAACGAGCACCCUCGCCGUCGCGUCGGCGGAGCCUCCUGUUUGGACACAGCAAACGGUCGUGGCAAGAACCCGAGGCAGCGGGAUCGCUUGCGUCGGCGCAGCUGCAGCCGUUGAUUACGAGCCACACAGGUCGCCAACCCCAGCCGGCCGGCGUCACACUGGCGGACCCAGCGACCCAGUCCGGGUCUGGGGGGGCAGGGGGUCAGGCGCACCCCGCACAUACUGCCGGCAAUACGACGGCUCAUGCUGCCAAUAUUCCAACGGCUGUCUGUCACACCACUGCUCCUUCUGGAGCUGCUGCUGCGGGCCCGCCGCCUGGUAUAUUUGGCCGUCUGCUCCGACGCGCCAGCUCGCUCAGGCGUCCGAGGACGCCCAAGCCAGCCAAGGAGCCCUCCUCGGGCUACGACGUCGCCGUCGCCGACCAGCAGAGAUCACCUGCCCAGCAAGCGCCGGACGACAGCCGCGCCGAGCCGACGUCCGCUCGUGUUUCGGUCCAAGAGCAGCGCACAAGCGCGCCCGCCCAAUCCCCGCCGUCGCCAAACCGUCCCCAGACGGCGUUUGCGGCUGACACCCUGCAGGCUGCAGCCGUCGCAAUGCCACCCGCACCCCUAACAAGGAAGCCGAGCUUGAUGGAUCGGCUGCGACUACGAUCCUCGAGCACACUCUCGCCGCGGGAGCAGCAGCAGCAGCAGCAGCAGCAAAAGCAGCAGCAGCAGCAGCAGCAACAACAGCAGCCGCCACAACAGCCAGUCAAAAAGGCGGCAUACGUCCCAACGCAUGCCGCAUCGGAUUUCUCACGCCUCGACCCCCGCGUUCGCGAGGGCUACCAGUUCUACUCGCGCAGCAGCGCCCGACACAACAGGACGCUCGACGAUUCUGCGGCGCAUGAUCAGCUGACUUCUCAGCUCCGGAGGCUUGCCUCUUUCUCCUCCGACAUCGCCGAAGAAGAGCCUAGUGGCGACCAUUCGCACGCCGCUGCGUCGCUGCCGCCAAGCGCAGAUGCAACACAGCCAAGCCAGCACCGCCAGAGGCAGGGGAAGCCACUCGCCCUGAGGGUCGAUUCGCACGAAAAGCAAGGUUCUUCCCCUCGAGACUCCAAGGGCCCCUUUCCCACUAGUCCCGUCCUGGAAUCGAACCCGGAUGAGAAAUUGUCUUUCGCAGCCCGCGCUGGCGUCGUUGACGCCCACGCAGGAGGCAGCCAUGUCAUCGACUCCUCGGCGACACCGACAGCGAAACCAGAAGGAGGCAUCACAGGGGUGACGCAAGAUCAACCCCAGCGCACUGCGGACCAAACUGGCGAGCAGCAAGCUCCGCAACUCACAGACUACGAGCUCUUCGUCCGCCGCGCCGCCGAGAGGGAGGAGCAGGCGCUCCGGCGACGACAGUUGGCGGCGGCACAGGGCCUGGCCGGCCGCGUCCCCGCCCCGCAGCUGCCGCCGCCGAACCCCUUCUACUGGCAGAUGGCCGCCCCGCCGCCGCCGCCGCCAAGGCUCGGCGGCAUCGAAGAGGACCAGGGCGCCCAAUCCAACUCCAGCGCGGGCGGCACAACUACCGUGAACCCCCCGCGCAGCAGCCGCAGCAGGUCCAAGCGCGACAGCGGCCACUCAUACACGCUUGGCGCCGGCGGGUCGGCGUUCCAGCAGCAGCAGCAGCAGCAGCAGCAGCAGUCCUGGCAGCGCCACGCCAAGCGUCCGAGUUGGACGUCUUCGGCGGGCAGGGGCGCGAGCAUUGAGGAGGAGGAGGGGCUGGUCGGGGCCCGCGGGGUCAUGGCGACGCCGGCCCUGCGUCGCAAGCCGAGCAUCACGCAGCGCAUCGCCGAGUACGUGCGGCCGGCGCGCGAACCGGGCGCGCGGGACGAGGCGGCGCGGCGCCCGUCGAGCAGGACGCAGGCGAGACAGCAGUCUUGAUUGCGUGGGCGGUGGGCUGUUUUCAGGGCAUUUCCAGGGGUGAAACAUGCAUGGCUCGUUCGGAUUUAUACCAUGAUAGACGGCGGUUCGGUGGAGCGGGCGUCCAGGCAAGAUUUGACGAUGGAACGAGUACCGUGAUAUGGGAACAUGACAAGAGGCAUGACAUGCCGGUGGUUUGGGAAUCUCCGUCCAGCGGGUCGAGUCGGACAGCAAACCCCCUCCCUUUUGUUUCAAAGAACGAUAAAGCACAGCUAAUAACCCCUCCAUGGCUCCGAGACAUGCGUGCUUCAUGUUUCUACAAGAUGAAUCUAAUUCUAGCGAAUUCGUCAUUAAAACAAAACAAACACCCGUCUCUUAUAAACAUGACAAGAUUGUGGUGGGAUCCUAUUCUCCGCUCCCCUCGAUACCACCCCUGGGCCAGAUUAGCAAGGAGCAAUGUAAUCGCAUCGCUCGUCACUAGGGACAAAAGAAGUGUGAGGUCAGUAAAUCUUAUCAAAACAACCAUCGGCAAUGCAGGGGAACAACAGAACAUGGAGAGGUAGAACGAAACAUAAG